Messenger RNA from Miscanthus lutarioriparius, 753 nucleotides. Lineage: Eukaryota; Viridiplantae; Streptophyta; Magnoliopsida; Poales; Poaceae. The record is from the annotation of a GenBank genome assembly.
AUGACUUCUGAAGAUGGAGACAUUUUGGCUCUUCUGUCUGAGCCAAGCCUAAAGGAAGAGCAACUUGAGGCUUCUGAAUCUGAUGAUAUAUUUCCUGCUAUUCUGGAAGCCAUUAAAUCAAAUAAGAAUGUAGUUGAACUUUCACCUGAGGAAGCUGCCUGGGCAGAUUCAUGCUUCGUGCAGACUUCUGAACUGUCAGAUGAUGACUGGGGAGCGAUGAGGAGUGCGUUGCUUGAUGCCCUUGAAAAGCCAACAGAAAGUCCUGAUGAUAUUUCAGAAAGUGCACAUAAUGCAAUCUCAGAGGCAAAACUUCACUUCCUCCCUGCUGAAAAUAUUUCUGAGCAUGGCGACAUCCACAUGGAGCAAAUAAACAAUACCGAUGAUGACCAGGAUGGAAUUGAAGCAUGUGAAAUUGCUGAUGUAAUCAGAGGUGCAGAAGAACAUGGUAAGCAAAUGGAUAGUUAUGUAGAGGCUGGUGAUGAGUUGGCUUCAUCUGAGGUUCUUGAGCAGACCCAGUCAACAGGUUCUAUAUUUAAGGUUUGGGAUCUGGAGGUGCCUUUUUCUGAUGAUGAUGAUGGCGAGCUUGAACUCAUCAAGGAUCUGAAGAAGCUCCUCAAGGAGAAGGACAGCCUUCCAGAGGAUGUAUAUCCAACUCUUCCUCCAGAUGAUGCAGCCAAACCCUUGAGCCAGAUAAGCAUCGAUGAACUUGUGGCGGGCUUGAGCGACUUGUCAAUACAGCGAGCCAAUGAGUGA